UUUUUUCACUGGCAACAUUUUCGAGUCAGGGACCUUGAUUUGUUGUAGCGGCAUCCCCGACCGUUAGUUUGCGCAGGUGGCGCUCCUAGACGCACGUAUGCGUUGCGCUGCGAGCCAUAAAGGGCAUUGACAGAGUCAAAUUAACAUUUAUUUUACAAAUAUUAAUUAAAAACCAUGAAACAAACUUAAACAAAUACAGUGUGCCUGUGAAUUAACAAGGAGUCAAGUGUUCAAGUUCGAAAUUAAUAAAAAUUAAAAGAGUUAUACAAAAAUCGAUUUUAAAAAGCGACUUUUCUUUAUUUUCUGGUCGGUUUUCUCGUUGUAAACCGUCUUCGAGGUAUCGUGGGUGUUGUAAGUUUUGCAACAAGUGCAGUUGGCUAGUGUCGUGAACAGGUUUUCGGGGACCGUUGGGUUUUUUGUUGUUUAUGUACAUUUAGGUGUGUUGUUUUGCGAGUUGCGAGUGUGUGCGGUGAGCGGGCGCCCGGCGAUGCUGCAAUCCCGUGCAAGAGGCUCAGGCUAACCUGUCAUCUUUGCAUGAUAUCAGACUCGGCGGUGGCAUUCGGGCUGGUUUGCCGAAUGAUGUGUGGAUCGAGGCACCCGACAUGGCUGCGCUCUCCUGCUACCAGCCGUGCCGGUCGCACCUCGCGCAGCCCGCUAGGUGCCUAGACGAAGAGGAGGAGCGUUUGGCGUCGGCGACCCUCUCCCUGCGGCGUCGGCAGUUCGUGGAGAGAUGCCGCGAGCCGCGCCCGCGUCCCGCCAUACCUGAAGUCUCCGUCAAGCGGACGCGCGAAGAGCUAGCGAAGCAUGCGGCACAAAACUCGGUGAACCGCCGGCUCAAUGUGGAGUCGGGCUGGUCCAAGGUCGAGGAAGUGAGGAAGAAGUUCGAGAGGGCAGCGGCUGAACCCUCGUACUCCAGGUCCUUCGAGUCGCCGCCCAGACGGCGCUUAGCGGAUUCCUUGUUCGCGAGCUUCAAGCUACCCCGCAAGAAGGACGCCAUGCUGACGCCGCGCGCCCCCGCGCAGCAGAAGCGCAAGAGCGCCGUCGAGAUGUUGGCUGAAUCUAAGGCGUUCUACGUCAAGUCUGAAACGGUUCUAGAUAGAAAACAGGAGUUGCCUCUUAGGGUAAGCAGCGGUUUGGGUCAAGCUAUCGCCGCCGGCGGCUGCCAUCUGGUCAGCUCCAGUACGCUCAACAACGACUGCUGCAAUCCCUACGCCACGACCGGCCGCGCUACAAGUACGCGGCGAGCCGUGAGCGCGGGGGAAGGGCUCCAGAGUACACUACGAAGGCUGCUGGGACAUGCUGACAGUAGGGAGACUAUGUAUCCUCCGCAUUAUACACCGCACAAAAUCUACGCAGAACCCAGACGCCUAAAAGACUACCCGGGAGACAGGCCCCCUGGGACCCUGUCGGGCACCUCCUCGUCCGGGUCCGGGUCCAAACCCAACGACAAGAGACCCCUCAGCUUCGACGCGAGGGUGUUCUUCCCCGAAUCGUUCGUUAUACCGCGGCAGCAGGUGCGCGUUAAGAGCACCUACUCUAUACCAAGUUCCGCGUCCAGCCCUGAGAACAUCGAGUUACCUGAGCCCAUGUUAAGCGCCGAAGGUUCACCAGCAGCCGAACCCAUUGACGCCAUAAGUCCCCCGGCGCAGUACGCCCAUUCUGCUCCUAGAUACAUCAGGUCGAAUUCGCACUCUCAACCGAGCAUGCGUGAAGAAGAUGGAUGCACGAAUAUCAACAGUCAUAAGUCAUUGCCGGACCUCCAUACGCAAGCGAGGGGCUACCACGAACAUGCGGUAAGCGGCACGGACACCAUCGGCCGCUCGCCGCGCCGGCGCCGCCAUUCCACGCACCAGCGGACUGCGUCCUGCUCUUCCAAAGGCACGAGGUCUAACCAUUCUUCGCUAAUGUCGAGCGAGGCAUUUUCGGAGCACCCCUCGCCCGGUGAAGAAAACUAUCAGUCUUACAAUAGCCGCUGCGGCUCGUCGUUCGCGCGCGACUCGGGCGGCUCGUCGGGACACUACACGCAGCACAGCGCGCCGCCCGCGCCGCGCCCCGCGCCGCGCGACCCCAGGGACUCCGGCUGCUCCACCACCGAUCGCUACGGCGGUUACUACGGCUCCUGGGCGGGACUAGAAGAGUGCUACGUGUCCGCGCCGCCGCAGUUCCAAGACGGCGCGCCGUCGCCGCCGCACGCGCCGCCGCCGCCGCUUUAUCCUCCUCGGGUGGGCAUACACUUCCAGGCGAGCGCGCCACCCCCUCAGUUCCAAGACGAACCUCCUUUAUACGACUACAACGACUACGACUGCGCCACUUACAAACCGCCCGCCAAGUGCCACGGACGGAAGGAAUACGCCUCUAGAGAACGAGACUACAACAGGUACCACGAGAGCGGCGCAGAACCUAUCAACAAGCAACCGCAGUACGCUGAGCGACGCGCGCGCCUCGACGACUCACAGGAAUAUGUUAAUACCAGCCAGAUGUGUCCGGCCGAGGAAGUAACAUCUCCGCUGGGAACGUUCAAACGUCAGCGCUGUUUGCGGUACAAGCAGCGGCGCCCGAGACCCAUACUACGGUCCAAAUCCGACAUCUCGGACAGGUACCGGCGCAGCGACGGGCGCAGCCCCGCCUCGGCGCCGUGCGAGGACGACUCGCCCGACAGCCCCUCUGAAGGCUCCGCGCUGCAACAGUUCUUCGAGAGGCUUGGCUUGGAGCCCCGACAAUAUGACGCGCUGUUACGAGACGCUCUGCCUGACAGUCCCGUGUUCUUCUCGUCUGCGUCUACUGUGGAUUCUAACCAGCUAGCGAAUGCUGCUGACUAUACGGUCCAAGGCCCCGGCGUCCAAAAGCCGAUCUACCGCAACACCGAACCGCCAAGUGUGGUGGAACGGAACGCGCGCAUCAUCAAAUGGUUGUGUCAGUGCCGCAAGACGCAGAUGCAGACGCCGCAGUGAACACGCGGCUUUAACGCAGUGAGGACGUAGCUUAACAAAUAUAACGCAGUGUGGACACAUCUUAAACGCAGUGAAGACGUAGCUUAACAAAUAUAGUCUGGCAAACCAAUUCGUCAGUAGAAUAAAACUGUAUGAGAAGCAUUCCAUGAUGUUAUCUACCGUUUUCAGGGGACAGGAGUUUCUUUGUCUGUGACAAAUGGUCAUAAAUAGCCCAAAAAAUGUGUUAUUUUCAACCUAAAGGGUACUUAUUGUCAGUUGUCAAUAAGGCGCUGUUUCCAUACAGCUUAAAUUUGAAAUCGACCUUAUCGACAACCGACAAUGUGGUAACUUGGUUGAAAUCUCACUAAAAUUCAUCGGCAGCCCGUGGUAUGAGACUUAUAAGACGUUGACCCUUGUUAUAUUUUUCAAAUUUACCGCCUUUGACCAUAUUGGUUUGCCGGACUAUUAAACACAGAUGCAGUCGCAGUGUAAACACGGCAUAACGGCAGUUAGCGCGGCAGUGGCGACAUAACACAGACGUCGCAGUGGAGAUGGAGACACAGCUUAACAAUAAUUAAAUGCAGUCACAAUGAGGACCUAGUUUAAUGUAUAAAUCUUAACAGUGGCAGUGAUAGCAUAUAGCUUAAUAAUAAUAUUACGUCAGUGGUAUAUCACUCAAAUGUUCGGACGUGCUCAAUAUUAGCCUUAUGGCCCGUUGGCUCUUAAAGUGUUAAAGCUGUUACAGAUGGGCGUGCCAAACAGCGAACUUGGUCCGGUCCGGUCAGCAUAUCUCUUUGUUGCUCUCACUUAGGGCCAGAUGCACCAACCAAAGUUAACAUACUGAUCAACGUCACGCAGCAGAGUUCUAUGAAACUUCCCAUGCAAUAAAAUUUAGCGAACAUUUUUACGGUGACAGCGGUUUGGUGCAACCGACCCUUAUAUAAUCUGAAACUAUUUCCAUUACCACUUAAAAAAUGUAGGCGCGAAGGGUAAUGGUCUCAUAGAAAAUUUGAAUUUCGUGCCUUUUUCUACUGACAAAGUCGUUUAACCGGCUAUAGCUGUGUCCUUAACGGACGUACGGCGGACCUUCCACACGAUCGAACAUGCCUCGGGCCGGACCAAGGUCGCAGUCCAGUACGCCCGUCUGUUAUAGCUUUUAAACUCAGCAUGUAGCGAUAACUGGCCGUAGAGGCUUGAUCAAUAUGUGAAUCUAAAUGAAAUUAGUUAUAAGCACAGUGUGCAGAGUGAUAUAUUAAAAUAUACAGAGAGUAGUCAGUAAUAACAACGACUGAUUCUCAUUUAAAUUAAACAACUGUAUUCAUUAUUGAGACGAUAAAAAUAACGUCUGAAUAGUGUAAGAGUCAUUUGUUGAAAUAGUUGAAUUACUAAAAUGUCUCGAAAUUUCGAAUUUUAGUAAGUUAAUGUAAGAAAUCGAACCUAAGAUAGAUAGAUCAUAAUAAAUGUCGGUAUAAUGGUGUGAUUUCAGUUUUGAUGUGGUUUACUACCGAAGUGACAAAAUGGAUGAAACAUACGACUUUUUAAACAUUAGAUUGCGUGGAAAACAUCGUGACGAAACCGGACUAAUCCCAAUAAGGCCUAGUUUCCCCUCUGGGUUAGAAGGUCAGAUGGUAGUCGCUUUCGUAAAAACUAGUACCUACGCCAAUUCUCGGGAUUAGUUGCCAAGCGGACCCCAGGCCCCCAUGAGCCGUGGCAAAAUGCCGGGACAACGCAGGGAAGGUGAUGAUGAAACAUUAGAUUGGGCUUGGUGGUUGGAAUGCUCGGAGCACCACAAGGGUUGUCAUUCGCUGUAAGGAAAGAACGCUUACCACGAGUUAUUUAUACAUCGACCCGCCUGUUGCUAUCACUACCGCACACUAUCGUAAUUAUAUUGCUGUACCUUACCCUUCGAGCAACACCGGCUUCCGACACAUCGGAAGGGAGGGGCCCAAGCGAUAUCUCACCGUACAAAUCUUUCUGCCAUUUUUCGCGGGGGGAAAGGUGCACACAGUCGCACUUCUCACACACUUACAUACAAAAUCCAAUCUGUAAUGACGACACAAAUACAUAGAAAAUGACACACGUCAAAGACAAAUCUUGCAAACCUCGAUCUCUUUUUGUGUACGGACGAGUGACAAGUGUCACAACACGCACACUAACACAUUUUCGUUGAAGUAUGUUAUUGUAUUCUGAGAGAUGAGAAGUCGGAUUUGUCGCUCGACCGAUCCGCAAUUUGUACUGAGCGAGCAAAAUGGAUAAAUCCAACAAUUACAUGAGACUAAAAUAUAAUAAUUGUGUUUGAAUGUAAUUAAACGUAUGAUAUGUAAAAAAAAAAUAUUACAUGUGAAAUAUAACACUUUCUUUUUGUAAAUUUGAUGUCCCCGACCUCUUUUUAUAACAAAAAACCGAGCAAACAGGCAUUUUUGUGCAGCAGUGUUCACGCGCGCGUUUGGACUCGGUCUAGUGAAAAAUCCAAGUGCAACUAGUUUUAUUACCCGCGCUAGAUUAGAUUGACGCGCUAAUCUUGUACCUCGGCAAAGGGGAAAUAGUGCGAAUGCCGCCUCCCUUCCGUGUUGCUCAAAGACCUUACCGUAUCUACCAUGCUGUCACUUCGUAAGAACUAUUAUAUAAUCUGUGCUGUCACCUCGGAAGUAACUGGACUUUCUUAAUAAUACCUGAAGUCUUCACUAAUAUUACAAAUGUAUUCUUCUUUCAUUUUCAAUGCCGAAAUGACUAGUUAUCAAACUGUAUAAAAACUACAAUUUGAAUAAAUAAUCAUACCGAACUCCGUGUGGAUCAAAAACAAAUUAUCAACAACUACAAAAGUUUGAAAUUCACGGACGUGUCUUUUGCGAGUUGAAUGUAAGAAGUGUAAGAAAUUCGCUUUGCUUCGCUAAGUAUAACAAUAAAUCAGUCCUGUUGUUAAUAGGG
Cydia splendana is the source of this 5858-nucleotide messenger RNA. RefSeq lists its product as uncharacterized. The transcript is spliced from 19 exons. Lineage: Eukaryota; Metazoa; Arthropoda; Insecta; Lepidoptera; Tortricidae. The coding region runs from base 603 to 2951 and encodes 782 amino acids. The record is from RefSeq and is a predicted model, not a curated record.